CAGCUGUUCACAUUUGACCACGUGUUUGGGGAGGGCGCGGAGGCGGCGCACAGCCUGUACGGCAAGUGUGUGGCGCCGCUGGUGGAGGGGCUGUUCAAGGGCUACAACGCCACCGUGUUUGCCUACGGCCAGACCGGCAGCGGCAAGACG
Messenger RNA from Chlorella variabilis, 150 nucleotides. RefSeq lists its product as hypothetical. Gene Ontology annotation, biological process: mitotic spindle organization; microtubule-based movement. The transcript has a single exon. The annotation marks the transcript as partial. Lineage: Eukaryota; Viridiplantae; Chlorophyta; Trebouxiophyceae; Chlorellales; Chlorellaceae. Gene Ontology annotation, molecular function: ATP binding; microtubule motor activity; microtubule binding. The record is from RefSeq and is a predicted model, not a curated record.